ACUUAUUCUCUGCACUUUUCUUUCAUGGGAUUUCAUAUUUUCUUGAAAUCCAAUCAUUAUAUUUUUUAUGGUUAAUGUUAAAAGUGGAGAGUCAAAUUAUGUGACCUGUUUUUGCUAAAUUCAGGCAUUGGUGAAGCUAAUUAGCUAUUCUGUAACUGGCAAAAAUAAUCCAGCUUUUCUCUACUAAGAUUAGGAUUCUGUUGUGCUGACUGCUGUCAGUCUUUUUUUCCAUUUGAGCUGGAUGCAUCUUCUUUCCUUUUUUCAAUUUGUAAUUAUUUCAUUAUAAUUUGUAUGUGUUGAGGGUGUUUAUACGUAUAUUUACUUGAUAAUUGCAGGGUUUUUGAGAAACCUGAGAUGGAUUUCAGUGAAUCGACCAAAAUUGUUUACAAUAGAAUCCAACUGUUGGAGCCCGAUAAUGUGUCUAAAAUUUUUGGCUAUCUUCUCUUGCAAGACCAUGGUGACCGGGACAUGAUCCGUUUGGCAUUUGGUCCCGACACUUUGCUCCAUUCUUUGAUCCACAAGGCCAAAUCCGAGCUCAGCUUGAACAAGGUAGCUGUUUCUCAGUUGACUCCGCCCCCCGUCGUCGUCGAUCUCCCCGUGCAGUUUGCUCCAUAUUCCCCUGCUUCGUCCCAUGCGGUUUCGUUGACUCCAGGAGCUCGAAGAGCUUCCGCAGCUCCUUUCUGGGAUCAUCCAACAGUUACUGCUGCUGAGCAACAUGUUAACGGUUUGGAAUUUGCCCCACCAGGGUAUUCGGAUGCUGUUGCCGAAGAUUAUCGUUUCCAGAAUCAAAUGCAUUUCUUGAACAUGGAAGAUCAGUUAGAAUCAGUCAAUUUCGUUGGUUCCGAAUUCCCGAGCAAUUACUAUUAUUCGGAACCUGCAUUGGGUGCUAGAACCAGCCGAAGGUUCCCAAGCUUGCCUGAGUUUCCUGUUAAGAUUUGCCAUUACUUCAACAAGGGGUUUUGCAAGCAUGGAAACAAUUGUAGGUACUUCCAUGGCCAUCCUGUGCCGGAUACCUUUUCUCAGCUUUUCAAUCCGAGUUCGAACGAGCUUGGCAACGAUGAUAGCAUAGUCUCUCCCGGGACUCUCGAAAAGCUAGAAUUGGAGCUCACGGAGCUUCUAAAAGCCAGGAGAGGGUUGCCUGUCUCUAUUGCCUCUUUGCCAAUGCUAUACUAUGAGAAGUAUGGUAGGACACUUCAGGCUGAGGGGUAUCUUACCGAGAGCCAACGACACGGUAAAGCCGGUUAUAGUCUGACCAAGCUCCUUGCUCGAUUAAAGAACAGCAUUCGGCUCAUUGACAGGCCCCAUGGACAGCAUGCGGUGAUAUUGGCGGAGGAUACUCCAAAGUACCCCGAGUAUGCUCCCGAGAGGAAUGAUCCCGGUGCAAUAGUCGCCGGCUCUAGGCAGAUAUACCUUACCUUUCCAUCUGAUAGUAGCUUCACCGAACAAGACGUUUCACACUACUUCAACAAAUUCGGACCAGUGCAUGAUGUUAGGAUUCCAUGCCAACAGAAAAGGAUGUUCGGGUUUGUCACUUUCAUUUACGCUGAGACGGUGAAGCAAAUUCUGGCUAAAGGAAAUCCUCAUUUUGUAUGCGGGGCUCGUGUUCUGGUGAAACCCUAUAGGGAAAAAUCAAGGGUUGUUGAUAGGAAAUAUACCGAGAAAUUACAGCAUCCUCAUAUGUAUUACGGACCACACUUCAUAGAUGGAGAUUCAGAGCUUCAAUCAAUGCCAAGAGCUUACGAUAAUUCAAUGCUAUUUCGGAAACAGCUGAUAGACGAUCACGAGCAAGCACUGGAGUUCGAGAGAAGGCAUUUCUCGAAGUUGCAAUUAACACCGAAGCAAUAUAUGACAAGUCAAAUCUAUUUUGGUUACUCAAUGGAUGAAUUGAAGCACACAGAUGACAAAGCAGCAGAUUUCCAGACGUACGAGCGUUUCAACUAUCUGUUGGACGUUCUGAAUACUGGUUCAACCAGUGAGGACAAAGUGAAUCAUAUUAGUACCAGUUACAAUGACCAGGAUAGCAGCCAAGGACUCAAUCUUCCGGAGAGUCCAUUUGCUUCUCCAAUAGGGAGUGGCAUUUCGACAGUUACAUAGAGAGACUUGGACUUGGACUCGGAUUCGGACAACAACAACGACAAGACAGGAGUUACAUUGUCUUCCCUUUUAUUUUAUUUUUUCAAGUAUUAAAGUUGACAUAAACAUCAUCGGUCCGACAGCAUCUUUUCAUGGUUCAUAAUAGUGCCAAGCGAAGGAGAGAAACGCUAGAAAUUCUCCAUUUUAACUUCCAAUGGAGAAGAAGAAGAUUCCAAAGAUAAAAUUAAUAUAGAAAAAGCUAAUAUGUAAAAGGGUCGCCAUGUCCCUUUUUAUUUUCCUUUUUUAAAGUUAAUCACAGAAAG
Messenger RNA from Hibiscus syriacus, 2396 nucleotides. Its product is annotated as zinc finger CCCH domain-containing protein 18-like. NCBI's taxonomy places the organism in Eukaryota, Viridiplantae, Streptophyta, Magnoliopsida, Malvales, Malvaceae. Gene Ontology annotation, molecular function: RNA binding; metal ion binding. The record is from RefSeq and is a predicted model, not a curated record.